This is a messenger RNA of Sorghum bicolor (sorghum), 1915 nucleotides long. RefSeq names its product 4-hydroxybenzoate polyprenyltransferase, mitochondrial. Gene Ontology annotation, molecular function: prenyltransferase activity. NCBI's taxonomy places the organism in Eukaryota, Viridiplantae, Streptophyta, Magnoliopsida, Poales, Poaceae. Bases 221 to 1528 code for a protein of 435 amino acids. The record is from RefSeq and is a predicted model, not a curated record. Gene Ontology annotation, cellular component: mitochondrial inner membrane. The transcript has 7 exons. Gene Ontology annotation, biological process: ubiquinone biosynthetic process.
CCUCCCAUAGCCCAUAGCCCCGCCAUCGCUGUCGCCGACGCCGGCCGCCGCCCUCACGCUCAUCUCACGACGCCGAGACCGCCGCAGUUCCAUUCGUACCCCUCCGACAAGCCGUCUCCGCCGCCCGCCCCAUCCAGGAGCAGCCUGCCACCAGAACAUUCACCCCAACUGGACUUGGUUGCAAGUUCGUCCAUCCCCACAACUGAACUGACAGCCACCCAUGGCGCCGCACACGCUGCUCCGCGCCGCCGCAUCCGAGCUCCGCCGCCGGGGGCGCCGUGCCCCUCUCCCCCUACCGGCGCUGUCCUCGCUCCUCUCCUCGCCGUCUCCACAGAGCCCACCCUCCAGCCGCCCCGAUCCUAGCCCCCACGCCGACCGGCGCCACCUCAUCGCGCUCCGCCGGUGCCCGCCGCACCCGGCCCUCGCCCCCGAGCUGCUCCACGGCAGGGUUCUCCUCCCGAGCCACUUCUCGCACGCCUCGCCGCUCUCCACCUCCUCGUCCUCUUCCGAACCCGCGGGCAAGGCUUCGCCGGCGCCGCCGCUCACGUGGGUGGACAAGUGGGUACCUGAGGCGGCGCGGCCGUACGCCAUGCUCGCCCGCCUCGACAAGCCCAUCGGGACCUGGCUCCUCGCCUGGCCCUGCAUGUGGUCAAUCACAAUAGCAGCAACGCCAGGGGAGUUGCCAGACUUGAAAAUGCUGGCACUCUUUGGAUGUGGAGCUGUCCUCCUCAGGGGGGCUGGUUGCACAGUGAAUGAUCUUCUCGAUCGCGACAUUGAUAAUAAGGUUGAGCGCACCAAAACUAGGCCUUUUGCCUCAGGAGUGCUUACUCCUUUACAGGGAGUGGGCUUCCUUGGAAUUCAGCUCCUAUUGGGACUUGGCAUUCUUCUCCAAUUGAACAACUAUAGUCGUAUUCUGGGGGCGUCUUCACUUUUUCUGGUCUUCUCGUAUCCCCUGAUGAAGAGGUUCACAUUUUGGCCUCAGGCUUAUCUUGGCCUGACAUUCAACUGGGGAGCUUUAUUAGGAUGGGCUGCUAUUAAGGAAAGCUUAGACCCUGCAAUCAUCCUUCCAUUGUAUACAGCUGGUAUAUGUUGGACGCUGGUGUAUGAUACUAUAUAUGCGCAUCAGGUGUUUCACUAUUCCUGCUCUUCCAUACUCAUCCUUGAUGAAAAUGGCCAUUUCAUGUUGUCGGAAUGUCUUAUCCAUGUGUAUCUACAUGCAUCUCAGGACAAAGAAGAUGACCUCAAAGUAGGAGUUAAGUCCACAGCAUUAAGAUUUGGAGAUUUGACCAAAUACUGGAUUGGUGGCUUUGGUGCGGCAUGCAUUGGCAGCUUAGCACUCAGUGGUUACAAUGCUGACCUUGGAUGGCCCUACUAUCCAUUUCUAGUAGCUGCAGCUGCACAGUUAGGGUGGCAGGUUUCAACUGUGGAUCUGUCUAGCCGCUCAGAUUGCAACAUGAAGUUUGUGUCCAACAAGUGGUUUGGAGCUUUGGUAUUUAGUGGGAUUCUAUUUGGGCGUCUUGUAUCAUGAUGAUCAUUUGAGGAAGCAUGGUGUGUUUCUAUGAUGGGCCUAGUGGAACCUAAGCAAUUUUGUGAUGAGAUGUAAGAAGACUACCAAGCCCUUGACUCUGGGCUAGGCGGCUAGCUAAUGUGGCGUGGUGCAGAAGUGGACUUUGUAAGCUCCUUAACACAUAUCAUAGCAUAUGCUUUCAUCCUUGCUAAUUGGCAUUUUUUUUACAAUCAUCAAACCUUGGCUUGUGAAGCAGGCUGUUUUCCAAGCAUAUCAAUUAUGGUGGUGCUCUCCACCUCGUGUACGUAGUUAAUGGUAUAAGACAAGAUCACAAGAGACAUGAAAAAUACAUUGAUGUACAACAGUCACAUUCUUGUGUCAUUUAUAUAUGUUAUACGUAUGCCAAAA